Molecule: messenger RNA, 1571 nt
Organism: Thamnophis sirtalis
Lineage: Eukaryota; Metazoa; Chordata; Lepidosauria; Squamata; Natricidae
Source: RefSeq, a predicted model, not a curated record
AUGGGUGCGCCACACCUGGGCACGACCCCCCUGUGCUCCUCCCUUAUGGCACACGACCCAAAAAAGGAGCAACAAUGCAAGUUUCUUUUCCAACCCAAGGCAUUAGGAUUCUUGUCAUCAUACGGAAUAGGAGUGGAAUAUAAUCAGGCAAAGGCACUGGUAUAUUACACAUUUGCUAGUAUUGGAGGAAAUCUUAUAUCUCAGAUGAUCAUGGGUUAUCGUUACUGGUUAGGAAUCAAUGUUCCAAAGAAUUGUGAAGCAGCAUUAACUAAUUAUAAGAAAGUUGCAAAGUUCGAUAUAUCUUGGACAGCUGCAUCUUGUGGGAAGAAGAGGACUAGAAAAAGAUCAUGCUAAAGCUUUGUACUACUUCCUAAAAGCAGCAAAUGCAGGGAAUGCAUAUGGGAUGGCGUUCAUUGGAAAGAUGUAUUUAAAAGGAAGUACUGUUGUGACUCAGAGUAAUAUUACGGCUUUGAAGUUCUUCACCAUGGCAGCAGAUAAGGGUAAUUCUGUUGGACUCUGGGGCCUUGGUAUCCUUUAUUUAAAAGGUAAAGGUGUCCCACUGAAUUACACAGAAGCUUUUCAGUAUUUUCAAAAAGCAGCGGAGAAAGGAUAUGACAAUGCCCAAUUUCAGCUAGGAGUCAUGUAUUAUGGUGGUUUAGGAGUGAGGAGAGAUUUUAAACUUGCCUUCAAAUAUUUUUACUUGGCAUUUGAAAAUGGCCAUCUCCUUGCAGUGUACUAUUUGGCUCAGAUGUAUGGUGAAGGAAUGGGAGUGUUUAAAUCCUGUCAAAAUGCAGUUGAACUUUAUAAAACUGUAUGUGAGCUAGGAGGAUGGUCAGAAAUGUUCCGGACAGCAUUUUAUGCUUACCAGACUGGUAAUUUAGACUCAUCUCUAGUCCAAUAUGCCUAUCUAGCUGAAAUGGGCUAUGAAGAAGCUCAGAUUAAUUCAGCUUACAUCAUGGAAUCUGAAAAAGUUAUACUUCUACAUAGAAAUCAAGUGUAUCCAUUGGCUCUUCUCUUAUUGAAGCAAGCUGCAAGUCAAGGCAACGCAUUUGCCAGAGUUAAAAUUGGAGAUUAUUACUUCUAUGGCUUUGGAACAACAAAAGAUUAUGUUUCAGCAGUAACUUAUUAUACUCUUGCGGCAAAUCAACACAGUGCUGAAGCUAUGUUCAAUCUGGCAUACAUGCAUGAGCAUGGUUUAGGGGUUCCUCAGGAUAUACAUUUAGCUAGAAGAUGGUAUGACUUGGCAGCUGAAACCACUCCAGAUGCUGUCACGCCAGUGUUCCUAGCAUAUAUAAAACUCGAGACUAUGCAUGUGCUUACGUAUCUGCCACUUCUCAAUAUUACUGCAGUCUGGAAAAUGACAGGAUUUGAUGGUUUGCUAAGAAUACAUUGGGAUCUGCUUAUGAUUAUAUUCCUGUUUGCAUUAGUGAUAUUGUUAAGAGCCAAUCAGCAAAACUGAAUAGUAUUUGUUCAUAUUUUUGAUUAUCUAAACUGAUUUUAAAUUCUAAUUUUCUAAAGCCUUUCUUUAAUAAGAAAUUAAAACAUAAUAAAAUACUCCCAUUCACCCUGGG